Linum trigynum is the source of this 3692-nucleotide messenger RNA. The record is from the annotation of a GenBank genome assembly. Lineage: Eukaryota; Viridiplantae; Streptophyta; Magnoliopsida; Malpighiales; Linaceae.
CGGCCGGAGAAAGAAAUGGAGUGAUUCCGUACGCUAAAAAUCUAAAUCCCUCUAGUCUGGAUUAGGGUUUUAUCUUUCCCCCAAAGGGUCGAAUUCCAUCAGAAGUAGAACCCAUCAAAUUCCAUCACUGUAACCAAAAAAAGGGAAAACCCCCCAAGAAAAAGGUCAGUUUUUUCCCUCAUUCUUCCACCCUCUCCUUUGCUUUCCACCUUUUACUGUUUAGCUGGGUGUGGUCUGGGCUUUGCCAUUUUGUCCUCUGUUUUGGUUAGUUGGAGUGUCAAUUCCCUUGAUAGUGCCCGCUCUCUAUGGAAUAAUAUGUUCACCAGAUGAAGUAAGAUUUUGUUUUUCCCUUGUUGGGACUAUCUUCCUUCCUUUUCAAUUCCCAUUUCCAUAGGGAGGGAGAUGAACUUCAAUUACCCCAAGCUAUAGUGAUCUUCAGUUCCCUUCUUUCUGGUUGGGUUCCGAGUUUUUUUUCCUCGUCUAUGUCUAUAUACAAUGCAUGUUUGUCUGUAACCUGCCAACAGCUGGGCUCUUCUAAAUCUGCUAUCUGACUUGCCACUUUCUUCAAUUGGGGGUUUCACCUGCAAAUAAUCUGGACUGGGAAUUGAAUUUGUGGCUUCCUCUGUUAUUAAUUACGCACCAUUGCUACUUCUCAAAGUUUUGGUUUGUUUCCCCUUUUCGGGGGUUGGGUGCUUCUGCGUUGGUAGCUUUCCUGCUGCGGUAAUUUAGGGUAAAAUUCGCUGUCUUUGUAAGAAGAUGGCUAGUAGCACCAGUAGCAAACAAGAAAAGGAGGUGGGCACAAUACGCCAUGCUGUAUGAUUGCAAGUGGAAAACGAAACCUCCAUCAUGGAAAUGAAAGCGGAGGAAAUGGUGAAUUUUGGGCGGUGGGCCUCUGCUGCUGUCAAAACUGUUGUUAUCAACUAUCAAAGAUAGGAUUUUUCUUCUCUUUUUUGUGUUGGGUUUGCCUUUUGAAUUAUAUGGAUAUUUAUGAGAUGGGUUUUGUAGGCUUCUGGGUUUUUUUCUUCCUUCCUUUCUUUGUUUGGUUGCUUCUUUCCCAUUGUCUCUUUCAGAUCUCUCACCAUCUCAACGAACCCUAAAAUUACUAUUCUGUUCUCCAUCAGAAUCACCGUCGCAUUUAAUUUCUGCAUAAUUUUUAUCCUCAAUUGUAUUUCUCUUAUUUGUUCAUAAUUUCAUAUGCUUUGAAACUCCAUUUAUAACAUCUUUUGGUUUAAUGGUUUUCAGAUAUUUCUCAUGGUCUAACUUCAACUUUGUUGUUGCCUUUUGGAUUCCAUAAUAGGUCAACAAUUCACAAGAGUCCAUAUUUUUGAAUUGUGGAGCAAAUCACCAUUGAAAUUCUUCACUGCCCUUGCCUCCUUUGUGUGAUUUUUAUUGGAACUUAUCUCUCUGCUUCAGCUUCCCUUGGCCGUUUCUGGGUGGGAGAGAGAGAGAGUUUGUUACUAUCCUCUUCUUGCUUACUACUGCAGCAGCAGCAGCAGCCUGACACACACCCCUCUGUUCUGCGAUAAAAAUUUUAUUCUGCCAUCACUCCACUUUCUUGGUGGAUGCCCCAAAUUUAGGAAUUUUCCAGAUCCAGCUUUCGAGAAUUGUUCUAGAAAACCUAGAACCGGGGCUGUGCUACGGUGAGUAGGUUCCAAACUGCACCGCUUCGUGAAAAGAUUUCUCUUGGAGGGUUUUUGUACUUGGAGAUUGUGGAAUUCCGGAAGAGAGCUAGAUGACUGUGGAUGAAGCGGGUAGCAGUUCUUCCUUGUGGACUUUUGAGCAAGAUAAGGCAUUUGAGAAUGCUCUGGCAACUUAUGCAGAGGAUGAUGCCGAUCGAUUUGAGAAGAUAGCUGCAGACGUCCCUGGGAAAACACUGGAAGAGGUUAAGCAGCACUAUGAGAUUCUCGUCGAGGAUAUUGACCUGAUUGAAUCUGGGCAUGUGCCUUUACCCAACUAUAAUUCUUCCUCUGAGGGUUCAUCUGGCCAGGCUGGUGAUGAAGGAACUGGGAAGAAAGGUGGCCAUGGAGGGCAUAACAACAGUGAGUCCAGUCAAGGGAAUAAGGGUUCAAGGUCAGAUCAGGAACGCCGUAAGGGAAUUGCUUGGACAGAAGAUGAGCAUAGGUUAUUCCUUCUGGGGUUGGAAAAAUACGGCAAAGGAGACUGGAGAAGCAUAUCCCGAAACUUUGUGGUAACAAGAACGCCUACCCAAGUGGCGAGCCAUGCUCAGAAGUACUUCAUCCGGCUGAACUCCAUAAACAAGGACCGAAGGCGUUCGAGCAUUCACGACAUCACGAGCGUGAACAAUGCCGAGAUUGCAGCAGUCCAAGGACCGAUAACUGGUCAAGCAAACGGCACUCCUGCCGGCGUCAGUGGAGGAGUAGGGACUUCAGGGAAAGCCGGGAAACAACCAUCUCAACACCACCCUGGCGGGGGCCCUCCAGGAGUAGGAAUCUAUGGUCCUCCAACAAUAGGACAGCCCAUCGGAGGGCCAUUGGUAUCGGCGGUUGGGACACCCGUGAAUUUACCUGCGCCAGCACACAUGGCUUACGGGGUUAGAGCGCCGGUGCCUGGGACCGUGGUCCCCGGGGCUCCGAUGAACAUGGGUGGGAUGUCGUAUCCAAUGCCUCCAACGAGUACUCAUAGGUGAUGUAGAAUACAAAUGCAGAGCGAAGGUGGUAGCACAGAUGAGUUUAUUAUGGUUCGCAUUAAGUUAGAUGGAGGGGAAGUUUGUCCAUUGUAGGGGUUGAAUAAGAAUUCUUAUCUUAUAGUGGAAGCAAGCAGAAUGCUGUUUUUACUCAGUUCUUUUGAUUUGUUGAUGGUGGAGGCUAGACUAGACUACAUAUGCAUCUAUCCGUAUAGCCGGGCAGCAGGUGUGGGGAAGAUCGUGGCGGCAGCAGCAGCAUUAUAUGAUGAUGAUGAUGAUACAUUUGGGAGGCUGGUUAUGGAGAGAGGCAGCAGUGAUGGCAAUCAAUUUUCUCUUGUGGUUUUGUAUUUGUUCUUAUUUUCUUUCCAAUCCUUGCUUUGGGGAACUCACAGUUAGUGGUAUCAGAAAGACCAGACCAUUUUUAGAAGUAGCAAGCUGCAGGAGUAGUGAGAUAGAUGUGUCUGCAUCUUCCUUGGUUAUGGGAAAGAAGGGAGUUGUAAAGAAGCCAUUUUUAGUAUUCUGAGCAGCGUAGGCUGGUGGCAGUUGCAGGCAAGCACUUAUUGUUCAUCAUUAUUUUAAUACAACUCUUCAACCCCUUACAUCACCCAUUUUCCCUUCUACUUCACUUGCCCUCUUUUCUCAAUAUUCUCCACUUCCCCAACUCGGUAUGUUUCACAAUUCUGAACGGCCGGGGAUCUUUCAGACGUUGAAGUCCAACCAACAGGGAAUCACCUUCGAUUUUGACGAUCUUGGAGAAAGUUGAUGAGUCCAUAGCUGAGCUUUCCCCAGAGCAGAAUUUGGUGGCUCUUGUUUGUUCCUCCGAUGUCUGUAAUGCUUAGUUAGUUAUAUAGAAAAACAGAGCAUGCCUCGACAAAAGAGAGGAAAGGUAAGAGUUUUAACUUGCACUAAUCGGUUCACAGCGCUUGGUUGGACGUGGUAAGAAAUUAAUUAUAUAUAAAGUUACAUUCACUUAUUUUAUGUUUUAAUUAAUAUUAAUAAUUUAAAAAAUAGUUCAUGUAAGAUACAUUUAUAAAAUUUACAUAGUGUC